AUGUUUGGGACAAUAUUCCAGGUCUCUCUGUUGCUCAUUAACGCCAUCGCUAUUCUUAACGAGGAUCGUUUCCUUGCCAGAAUUGGCUGGAGUUCUUCGUCGCGACAAAUACGGGACCCAAAUACUGGAUUCCAACAGGGAUAUGACCAGAAUGGAUAUGGAGGACAAGCAGGAGCACCAGGCGAAUUGAGCAUGAAAGCAAGGAUGAUUGACCUCAUUAGUGCGGUGCGGACGCUUAUGCGCACCUGGAAGAGCUUAACAAUACGCUACAGUACCCCUCAUCGCUAUCAAUACACUGGUCAUACUGUAUGA
Molecule: messenger RNA, 312 nt
Organism: Coprinopsis cinerea okayama7#130
Lineage: Eukaryota; Fungi; Basidiomycota; Agaricomycetes; Agaricales; Psathyrellaceae
Exons: 3
Coding region: 1-312 (103 amino acids)
Biological process (GO): endoplasmic reticulum to Golgi vesicle-mediated transport
Cellular component (GO): Golgi membrane; endoplasmic reticulum membrane; COPII-coated ER to Golgi transport vesicle
Source: RefSeq, a predicted model, not a curated record